AGAGAGGCGUUUGCGAACGGUAGCUCAGAGUGUGUAACGCUAAACGGCUAUUACUCGAUUCAAGUGACGCUGGGUUGAACCUACCAAUACCGGGCGUCGGCUUUGGCCCAUGACGUAGUGAUGUGGCGAGUGACGCUGUACGUGUGCAGGCAGAGAACAGAGCAGCUACGGUGUUUAUUUGACUCUGCAGGAUGAUCGAAAAGUAGCGCAUAUCAAAACGUAUUCAGACUGAAUCAACGGCGGCCAUGUUGUCAGCAAGUCCGCGAUGUGGUCGACAGCUGGUGGUAGCACUGAGCAGAGGCCGCGCCACAGCGGCGGCGGCGGCAGUGGCGGAGAAGGGAACUACGGCGGAGCAGACACAGGAGUGGCUGAGGGCGAAACCCUUUGAGGAAAUGCCAGGGCCCAAACCACUGCCUAUCAUAGGAAACACGUGGAGAUUCCUGUUGCCAUCAGGAGACUACAAGACGACCGACAUGGCCGAGAUGAUGUUCCAGAUGCGCCAACAGUACGGAGACAUCGCCAAGCUGGUGGGCCUCCCGGGGAAGCCGCCGAUGGUCUUCUGCUUCAGCGCCAACGACGUGGAGAAGGUGUACCGCAAUGAGGGCCCGAGGCCGGUGCGUGACACGAUUCAGUCCAUCAAAUACUACCGGGACGUCGCCAGGAAGGACUGGUUUGGCGACAUCCAGGGCGUGGCCACCACUCAGGGGGAGCAGUGGUACGAGUUCAGGAGGAGAGUCAACCAGCCCAUGAUGCAGCCGCGUUCCAGCAAGCUGUACGUUCCCUCCAUCGACCAGGUCACUCUCGACUUCACCGACAGAAUGCUGACCAUCAGAGACGAGAAUAUGAAGAUGCCCGGAGACUUCACGAAUGAACUGAACAAGUGGGCGCUAGAAUCAAUUUCUGUGGUGGCUCUGGACACACGCCUUGGCUGUCUGGAUGGAAACCUCCCCCCAGACUCAGAACCCCAGCAAAUGAUCGAGGCGAUGCAUACCCUGUUCGACUGCAUGCUCAAACUGGACGUGAGGCCCUCGCCCUGGAAGUACAUCAGCACGCCCGCCUGGAGGCGCCUAGUCAAGUCGCAGGACUACUUCUACCACGUGGCAAUGAAACACAUCAACGAGGCGAUGGACCGAAUGAAGAAGCGAGGAGCAGAACAAGUGUCAGCUGGAGAACUCAGCGUGCUGGAGAGGUUGCUGCUCUCCAACGACGACCCGCGCAUCGCCAUCGUGAUGGCCCUGGACAUGAUGGGAGCCGGCAUCGACACGACGGCCAACUCCGCUGCCACGGCGUUGUACUUCCUGAGCAAAAACCAGAGGGUGCAGGAGAAACUCUACCAGGAGCUGAGGGCGCAGCUCCCGGACUCACCCUCUCAACCGCUCACUGCCGACAAGUUGGAGGCCUGCAAGUACCUCAAAGCCUGCGUCAAGGAGGCCAUGAGACUGCAUCCCGUGGCAAUAGGGGGCAGCCGACAGGUCACAGUGGACAACCUGGUGCUCAGCAACUACCGUAUACCUCGAGGGGCCAACAUCAUGCUGGCCAACAUGGUGCUCACCAACUCGGACGAGCACUUCUCGAGGCCCUCCGAGUUCAUUCCCGAGCGGUGGCUCAAGGACGACGACUCUGCCCAGACGGCGCACCCAUUCGCGUUCAUGCCGUUCGGCUUUGGCCCGAGGAUGUGCAUCGGUCGCAGGUUCGCCGAGCUCGAGAUCUACACCUUACUGGCCAGGGUUGUGCGCCGCUUCAAACUGGAAUUUGAUGGCGAGAUGCGCUGGAGAACGACGGUGCUGCAUGUGCCAGUGACACCGCUCACCCUUAAGGUCACUGAAAGGGAGCAGUAGCUGUGACGCCACACCCACACCCAGCUGUUGCUGUGCAGCUGAACCACACACCUGUAGUGACUGCCAUUAACACUGUGCAACAGUAUUCACUGUAUUCGUUUCUCAGUGUUUAUAUGCGAUUUUUCAUAGCUUUAUGUCAGCCCCAAAGUCGGGAAAUGAAACUGAUCUUACUUUUAUUUUAAUGAAUAUAACCAU
This is a messenger RNA of Schistocerca cancellata (South American locust), 2033 nucleotides long. RefSeq names its product probable cytochrome P450 301a1, mitochondrial. The record is from RefSeq and is a predicted model, not a curated record. The transcript is spliced from 12 exons. NCBI's taxonomy places the organism in Eukaryota, Metazoa, Arthropoda, Insecta, Orthoptera, Acrididae. Gene Ontology annotation, molecular function: heme binding; oxidoreductase activity, acting on paired donors, with incorporation or reduction of molecular oxygen; iron ion binding. The coding region runs from base 246 to 1838 and encodes 530 amino acids.